Molecule: messenger RNA, 7556 nt
Organism: Lineus longissimus
Lineage: Eukaryota; Metazoa; Nemertea; Pilidiophora; Heteronemertea; Lineidae
Product: protein hobbit-like
Exons: 53
Coding region: 52-6786 (2244 amino acids)
Source: RefSeq, a predicted model, not a curated record
AUGACAUGAAAAUUAAAUCAUGAAAUAGCUGUCUAACUUUAAGCAAAUAGCAUGCCAUCCAUUGUCUGGGUGUUGCUUUUAGUAUUAUUCUCCUGUUGGUUCAUCACCAGGCUCCUGGCAUGGAUCCUUGUCUGGGUGUUCCAUCGCUACCUGAAGGUUGAACUGCGGGUCGGCAAGGUUGGAUUCUUCACAAUAAGAAAGAUUAAGAUAAUCCUAAAUCAGAAUACGACUUUAGACAUUGACCGAGUGUGGUGUUCAAGCAGCCUCAUCAACAAUGAAAUACGGAAGCCAAUUGCCCUCUGUCUUGGUGACGUGCGCCUACAGACAGAGGCCCAGGAUCCCUCAGUCACAGGAAUGGCAGUGGAGACCCCAGCACCUGCUUCAACAACUUCUGCUCCAAAGAAAAAGGCCAAAAUAGGUGCCAUCAUUUCAGUUCUCCAGUAUAUUGGUAUCCAUAUCUAUAAGGUCAAUGUGAUGCUGCUGAAGGUCCCUUUCCCAGAAUGCUUGUUCCAUAUUACCAUACAGGAGGUCGGCCUAGACUGUCCGGUCGAGGAGACGGGCCAAAGCUUGAUGCUGAAUGUACAGUCUGUCAGCUGUAAAGUUCUAAAGGAUCAAACAAGCCACCCGUGUAUUGCGGAGGUAUCGUUUAGUAAAACAGUCUUCAUGCACUUGGAGAGUGGUACAAUACUGCCACCAAAGAGUCUGAAGAUGAUUAUUGCUAAACCUCAAAUGAAGUUCACUGAAGGAUUCUUGGCCCAACUUCAGCAUCUCAGACAACAGAGGAAAAGGUCUCUCCCUGCUGUGAGUCUAGCUCAGAGUUCAAGAUCAUUGGAGGAGAAGUUGCAAAGUAUAUCGGGUUUCUUACCGAGGAAUAUUUUGUGGAAAAUCGAGAAUACUUCUGUGGUGAUAUGCAGGGAUUCCACCCCAAGCCCUGAUCUACUUCAGCAAGAAGAAGCACCUGAUUUGCCAACCAGAAAUCUCUCCGUCAGUAUCAAAUCAGUUCAACUGUCAGCCAAUCAGGAUGUGACGGAGACGUCACCAUUCUACGGCGACUGUGCUUUCACCUUGGUUGACUUCCAUACCAGUUCUCCACAAGCAAAGUUUGCCAUCCUCAACAGAAUUGAAGCUACUCUUAAGGUGCGCAGUGAUUUGCUAGAGCUUGGCUGCCAGGUCUACUCUGCCUACUUAGUCUACCACCACGAAGAGAUCCUCUAUUGGGCAGCUGUGCUGCGGAAGUUAAGCACUCCAAAACUUGAGAGAGAGACACAUGUCUCAACGGAGAGAUCGAGAACUGAGAGAAGAAACACAAUGACCGAGUUCCUCUCCAAUAAAACCAUCAAAGCAGACAUCCAAGUCUGGGAUCUGUCCACCUCUGUUGCCAUGGCAACCUGUAGUGGUUACGUGGGCGGCUUGAGGCACUCGCAGAUGACACUGAGCAUCCAACCUAGUGCAUCAGGCAUCGGCAGCUCAGUGGCUUACUGGAGGAACUGCAUAAUCCUAACUGACUUUCAGCUCGACACCCUCUACUGCAAGUUGGCUGAUUGCUCUGUUGCGGUGGAUCAACUGGAUGCUAAGCAACACCACUGGAACACACUGCUUUACCUUGGCUUGAUAAGCUGUAAUUUAAGGAAGAGUCACCAAGAUAUAAUGUUGGAUACAUCUCUACACGACUUGCAGUUCGAAUGGUCAACAACUGCUGUCAAUGUCGCUAUACAGCUCAUCACUGCUAUGAAGAAGACACAGCCAGCAGUACCAACAAUAAAGGAAGGGGACAUGCCAGUCUCCAGUCCCAAGUCGCCAGAACUGAAAUCAAUGAUGCAGUCAUAUUCUGUCCAGUUUAAAUGUUCAAAUGUCAAUGUGUUUGCCUGCAAUGCCAAGCGAGUCUGGUUACACCUCACGAUAAAUGAAAUCCGGCUGAACGGCUUGAAAGGAUUCUCCAGUUUGCCGUUACUAAUCUGUGAAGUCAAACUUGGCUACCUUGGCCAAUUGCCUGCACACAUGGAGUCUUAUCGAAUUCGAAAUUCAGCGGAAAUUGAGGGGUAUGUGGGACACUUGAAAGACAUUAAAGCCCACAUCAGAGGCGAACAAAGGGAGGUCUCCAUCACCCUGAAUGAAGAGGUCUAUGUGCAGUGGGAUACAAGCCUACAUAUGUGUUUCUAUCAAAUAAUGCAAGAUGUACUCGAGUUAAAGAAGAAGACAGUGGGAGUCUCAAAGAGAGAAGAGAAGUCUACUCCUAAACAGACAUCACUGGCGUCGAAACCUCCAAUAUGUAUUAAUGUAAAGAUGCGUGCCAAUGUGAUGUUGAGGGCUCUCUUAUCACGAGGUCACAAGGCGACAUUCAGCACACCAGAGUUCAGCGCUAGUGUACAAGGUUCAAAGAUCUCACUCUUCUCUGAUCAAUGCAGCAUUGCCUUUGAUGAACACGACAUAUUCCAAAUGCAGGGGGCAUCCAUAUAUACCAUGCAUCACAGUGAGGAACUCAAGCUUGAGAGGAUGACGUUCGAUCUGUUAGAACUACCCACAAACAAAGCGUGGGCAAUCACUUUUGACAAGUUCGGUAUCAUCUUCCCUUACAAAUACCACUUUUCAAAAUGUCUGUCAGAGGUUCUGGCCAUCAAGAAGUUCAUAAAGAUGUUACAUUUCAAGACUAAGAAACCGUUCACCAUUGACAGACCCUUACCACCAGAUAUCGUUAUCAGGGCUAAGACUGUCAGCAUCCAAGUUUGUGAUGAUCCAUUCGAGGUCAAGUUGGCUGAUAACUAUGCUCUACUUGUCGAUGAGUGCAGAGAGAGUGCCAAACGCAUUUCUGCAAUGGACAGGCGUAUCCAGGAUUUGAGAAAGCAACAUGGUUUACUACCGGCCAGCAAAGUGGAUGAACUGUAUUCAUCCCUGCACCAGCGGAACUCGGACAUCUAUGUGAAGCGGUCACUAGGACAGUAUACGACCCACCCACUGAGAACAGCCUUAUUCACGUGGAAGAUGGAUGCAUUUGAAUUGAUAGCAAUGGCUGAUCGAGCCUUCCAUGGAAAGGAAAACUGUGUCAAGCAUAUGAAGGAUAUUGACAAGGAUAGUCCCUAUCCAGAGGAGGGCCUCGAAUUCAACACCCUGUUCUGCCGCAUGAUCAACACGAGCGUGAAGACAUGGACGAUUAGCCUCCGUGACUACCCACAGCCGUUCUUUGACUACAAGGACAUGCAUGUCUGGGGACGGUUCAUGGCAGCAGAGCAGGAGGGCGCACCAAGAGCAAAGAGAGAAGCGACUGUUGAGAUUGCAAGUCCUUGGGAGGAUAUGAUUGUCAAAAAGAACAUGCCGGCUCUCAAGUUCUACCAUGACUUCAGCUGCGAUGUCGAGUCAAUCACUAUAGCCUAUGGUGCUGCGUGGGAACCAUGCAUAGCUCAGUUCAACCAUGCGUUGGACUUGAUCAACAAACCUUCCGUUGACCCCAGUCGUCCUAUGCCAUUCUGGGACAAGUUCCGUCUGCUGUUGCAUGGCCGCUUAACCAUGUCAAUCCAGCAGAUGAGUUGGCUCUACCAUGCUUCUCUUGAUCCUUAUAACAGGACUGAGUUCAUGGACUGGACUUGGAGUGACCUCAUACUGGACUGGACAAGUGCCAAGUUUGUCUUCAAGUGCAACUUCGACAUCUAUCUUCGAACAGCCUCAAAGUAUGAUGACUGUCGCUUAUUACACUUGCCCAAUCUUAGGUUCUGUAUCAACCUGCAGUGGUUGUGUCGAGGAGACCCGAUGGAUCACCAUUCUGUUAUGCCUUGUGCACCAGAUAAGAAACCUGAGUUUUCUCUUGAGCAAGAACAUGACUCCUAUCGAGCAUUCCGUUCCCAGAACCUGAACCUGUCGCUCAGCUACGAGACGAAGCCAUGUACAGAUGAGGAGGGAUUUGAUGAUAUCCCAUGCUGCCUCUUCUACGCCAGCACUCUCAGGUUCUUGGAGAAAAUUAAGAUGUGCAUGUUGAGGGUUAGCCGUCCAAUCAAACGUGGUAAAUUAUACAACACGAUCAAGCCUAAGAAGAGGGUGCUCAGCAGGCAUUACAAGAAUGUGACCCUCUCGCUCAACUUCCACAUGUGCCAAGUUUGUUACUGGGCGUCAUUUGCCAAGCAGCUGGGUAUGGAGAUGUUGGGUGAUAACUUCAACCUUGGUCUAGGCAUGCAUCUGGAAGUGAACCCUGUCUGUGAUACACUACUCAAGCGCCGUCCACAAUCCAGCUGGAGUAUCAAGAAGCUCAUCUGUGAGCUCCACGAGGCUCAGACAUGGCUCUGUAGCACGUUGUUAGGGGAACAGGAGGAUGUCCUCAACAAGUCCAUGCGAAAUCCGGUCAACCGAAGCUAUUUCCUGAGUGUUUCAAGGCUGCUCUAUGAAAGAGAAGAAGAGAAAGGUGAUGCACAGCAACCACUGGAAGCAGAACAAAGUCUUCAGGAAGAGGAGGAAGAGGGCAACCAAUUUUUCUUCAACUUUGCCUCCAACACGACAACCUUCUCUAACUUCAAAUGGAAUCAGUUGUCAAAAAACAAAGAACGUCCCACACAUCGUGUCCGCAUCUACGACCUCAAGGGAGCAUGGACGCUUAGCAACAGGAAUGUGAUAUUUGGUUUGUUUGAUGGCUAUCUGAAAGCAACGGCGUUGAAGAGAAGCCUCUCAUCUGAGGCGAUGAAGGGCUUCAAGGUGGAGGGAACUCAAACACCUAUGAAGGGCCGUACACAUUCUCUGACUGCUUCCUCACCAUGCAUAGCAACCCCAAGCCCACAGUCUCGUAUACAGCUAGGACACGCAUAUUCCCUACUGCAAAAACUUGUCUCUGAAACAGACAGCAAGUUUGUGGCGUUUACAGAAGAGCCCUCUGGUGGGAACAUGGAGCAACUACAUGGGGUUUCAGCGAGUCAGACGGAUGAUGUCCUCAAGAGGAACUGGUUGAUUGAGCUCCAUAACAGUCAGAUGAUGCUGAAAGGUUGUGAGACAGCCGGCUAUGUGAUUGUGAGUGCAUCCAAGGCACAGAUCUUGUCCUGCCAGCACCAAGCUGUCUGGAGGGACCGGCAGCUCAAGACAAAGACCACAUGGAUGGGAUCAGUUGAAUGCAUGCAGUACUAUGCAACCGUUGACGGUGGCCUAGACAAAGACUUUGAUGAUCCCGUGUGGCUGACAAUGGAGAAUAUCGAGGACAGGGCAGAGGAGGACUUUGAAGGCACGCCAGAGAUGGUUGGCAGCGGACAGAGUGUGGGUGGGGUGGUCACAAAGAUGAUAGGUGCAUCUGGAGAGGAAUGCACAGACAAUAACAGUGUCCAGUUACAGCGCAUCAUAUCACGGUGUAAAUGCCAGUUUUUCUAUGCGAGUUACGGCGAGGCAGAUCCUAACACACUUCCCGAGGUUCCACCACCACCGAGUGAAGAUGACAAAUAUCUCGAGAGGACGUUUGAAGAAGGAGUAGAUGCGUUUACCCUGCUCCACCAUGAUCUCAAUAUCUGUACUAACUCGCUUCAGUACGCUAUGGUCCUAGAUAUCGUCAACAACCUCCUCUUGUAUGUGGAACCCAAGAAGAAGCAAUUCACUGAGAAGCUCCAGAGCAGACGCUUCAAGCAGCAGUUGUCGAGUAUCGAGGACCAGAAGACGCCCAUUCUACAGAUGCAGGAGGAGUUGAGACAGAGCAUGGUCAAGCUACGACAGCUCGAGAGGGAUCUCUAUACUGCCCAUCGGAUACUCGAUGAGAACCCUUUUGCAGAGGGGCCCCUUCAGCAGUGUGAGGUUCUUGUCAACGCACUCAACGCCCUGAAAGAACAGGUGAACAAUGAAUCUGAGGAGCUCGGGAUCAUGAUCAGCUGCUUUAUGGAGAGCCAGCUUCAGAUCAAACACAAGAUGAAGGCGCAGAAUGCCAAACAAUCGCUAGUCGUGCGCCGUAAUGAAGUCUGUUUCAAACAUGCCCAGUGGAGACUUACAGAAUCCGAUGGACAGAUAGGCCUUGCUGACCUUGUGCUUAGAAACUUCUUAUAUUGUAAAAUCAACAACAACGAUGACUCUGGCUGCCAUCAGCUUGAGCUCGGAUGGGCAAAGAUGCAGAACCUGUUACCUAACUCUAUAUACAAGGAUGUGCUUGUCCCACAAGACCCUCUGGGUAAAGGUCACCUAGAGCGUCAGGUCGCACUUCGAAUCCUGUGUCGUGUCAAACCACCAGUAGGUGGCAUCUCGGUGAAAGAGCAUGUCGAAGUCAACGUUGUUCCCCUCACUAUUCAAAUGACUAAUCAGUUCUUCCGAACGCUCAUGAAAUUUUUCUUCCCGGGCCGAAAUGUCGAGGCAGAGGAUGAAAAACAUGAUGAACAGGCAUCUGGGAAGAGUAAAAAGAAGGAAGAUAGCAAGUCUGGCUUCAAGGCGUAUGUGCCGUUAGACACAGAUAUCGAUAAGAUGAAGGAACGCGCAGCCAGGAAUAAUACAUUCCUUUACGUGAAGAUUCCAGAAGUACCAAUGAAGAUCAGUUACAAGGGUGAGAAGGAGAAGAACAUCUCUGAUGUCCAUGACAUCGCCGUAGUCUUGCCUCCAGUUGAGUUUCAUAAUCAGACGUGGACUUGGUUGGAUAUGCUGCUAGCUAUCAAGAAUAACAGCAAGAAGGCUCUUCUCACUCAGGCGAUCAAGCAAAAGCUUCAUAUGAGGUCACGGAUGGGUGAUGACAUGGUCACUGACGUCCAACAGGAAGAGGACAAGGCCAAGAUGUUGUUGGGCGCCAAAUUACUGUCCGGCAGUGAAAAGCACUCGACUAAGAAGAAUCUCUUUGGUAAAACAGCCAAAUGAAUUCUAACAAAGAAGGGUGGAGAAUCGUGUUUUGUUCAGAAAAAAACUCUCAAAUCAUCCAGAUACACAAACAGCAUUGGACUAUAAUUAUGUGCUGAUUCUGAUGUGAGCCAAGAUAUGCCUCACAGAAUGCCAUAGAAACCUGUAACAUAAUGUCAAGAUGUCAUAGUAAGGUUGACGAUUUGACAAUCAUUGUAAAAUAACACUAAUGUACUGUUCUUUUGAUUGGGCCAUGUAGAACAGACUAAAUUAUAUUCAUGUAAAUACAACUGCUGUGUUUCUCAUUCCAUGCAACCCUCAGCCAGAACAUUAUCCUGGCCUGCCAGCCACACUGUCUCCAACUUACGGCCAUGAAACAGGUGACGCCUCAAGUAGAGAGGGUCCCAAGUGUCUUCAACUGACAACACUUCACUAUGGUAAAUUGGGACAUUGAAAUAUUUCAUCACGGUGAGCAUGGUAAAACCUACACUCCCCCAUAAAGUAUUGAGACAGUUUUGAACGUGUCGUAACUUGACAGUGGUUGUGGAGUAUUCUGUGCCCCAGCUGAUUGUGACAUUCUGUACAAUAAGGACUUGCCCCAGCUGAUUGUGACAUUCUGUACAAUAAGGACUUGCCCCAGCUGAUUGUGACGUUCUGUACAAUAAGGACUUGCCCCAGCUGAUGGUCGAGUUGAUUCUGACAGUGCUCGAUACGUUUGCCAGAGAACCACCAUGAUGACCUUUUCACUGGUGUUAGGCAUUCAGAACUUCAGGUUGAAAAAGAAGUUGUGC